AUGGCAGAUUGUUUCAUUUCCCUGUGGUUUGUUGGUGGACUCACAGGCUUCCGUUUGUCUCUCAUCGGCACAAAUCAGGAUUCAAGUCUUGGUCUACUAAGUUUGUGCAGACAAGAUGCUAUUGCUAAUAAUUCAUUGAAUAUGAAACAGAUAUCCUGUGCUUCCAUUUUGCAGAAUGAUCUUUUAGAUAGGAUGUUUUACCGAAUGAUCUGGCUACUGAAGAUUUCCCAGCGUCGUAAUAUUGAAGAAAUAGAAGGGGGCAUCCGUAGUAGAGGUAACAAUGGUCCUCCCCAUAAUGCCGCAGAGGUUGAAAAUGUUAUGAGUUCAGAUAUCCGUGCUCCCACCAUUCGAGCAGAUACUCGGCACUCAAGUUGGGGAAGAAGUGGUGGAAGCUGGGAAAUUUCACCAAAUGUUCUUGGCAACUCCACUGUCACUGAAAGUAGAGGCUACAAUGCUCCAAAGGAAGCACGCCAAUGA
Messenger RNA from Mangifera indica (mango), 477 nucleotides. Its product is annotated as protein S-acyltransferase 8-like. The coding region runs from base 1 to 477 and encodes 158 amino acids. The record is from RefSeq and is a predicted model, not a curated record. NCBI's taxonomy places the organism in Eukaryota, Viridiplantae, Streptophyta, Magnoliopsida, Sapindales, Anacardiaceae. The transcript has 3 exons.